This is a messenger RNA of Centropristis striata (black sea bass), 1710 nucleotides long. Its product is annotated as transmembrane protein 109. Bases 808 to 1569 code for a protein of 253 amino acids. Lineage: Eukaryota; Metazoa; Chordata; Actinopteri; Perciformes; Serranidae. Gene Ontology annotation, biological process: cellular response to gamma radiation; intrinsic apoptotic signaling pathway in response to DNA damage by p53 class mediator. The transcript is spliced from 4 exons. The record is from RefSeq and is a predicted model, not a curated record.
GCACAUUCAGACGUGUUUGCAUACUGGAAACUGUCGUUAAAAACGCUGGAAGGAAGGGAGCGCCAUGAGAGGAAGGCGACAAGGAUUUUUUUUAAAGGUUGUGCAACAUAAUCCAUCUCGGUAGCGCAUUUGAUGCAAGCUCGGAGACAAAGGAGCACCAAAGUUGAGUGGUGUGGAGCUCAGAGCUGAAAUAAGAAGCUUUGGGAGACUCGUGGUCGGCUCAACGUCACCGCGUCCGUUUGUACCGUUUUCUUUUACGCGCAAAACCUACAACCGAAACUCAAGAAGCCAUUUCUGCUUUAUAUCUGUCUUUCUUUGUUAAAUUUAAUUCUGCUCUAUGUCGCUUGACAGUGAAUUAUCUCGGUCGCUGCAGGAUCUUAAGCCUUUAACAGUUUCUAACCAAAUAUAGGCAGUGAUAAUGCUGGAGUGUCCUUGACGGAGCUGAGCGGUCCUAAAUUGGAUAUUUGCAGCGCUGCCAAAGUUUAUAAUUAAAUUCUUGCUUCAUUUUGAAUCAUUACAGUGUUUUUUUUUCCAAACACAUUUUGUCUAAUUUGCAAAUUGGACACUCGAGUCAGUUGAUGUGUAAUUUUAGAAGCUGGUUAUUAACAGAUUUUUGCUAUUGUGAACUGCAGCGCGUUGGCUUAAAACGCUCUGUACCCGAUGACUGCUCCCAUCAGAAGCCAUUUUUAAGUCUUUGAUUUACAGUCAUUGAACACGAGCUGCUAAACCUGCUCUGGGCUGCAGCCUAUAUCCUGUGCACACACAUUUGUAGCACAUUUUUUCUCUUUUGUUCUCAAAUCCCUUACAAUGACUUUUUGUGCGUCUGGCUCUGGGCGCGGUGGAUGUGCCAUGGCUCGAUUUUUCCUCACCACCUAUGUGUUGGUGCUGGCGUUGGCGGUGGGCUGGGCUGGAGCCGAAGCUGAACAGGCCAAGAUGACCGGGGAGAGCCCACCGCCGGUUACUCUCCGUACAGUGAUCACCGGAACCUGCCAGGAGAUCCAGCGGUACGCGGAGUCGGUGGUGGGGAGCGGUGUGAUCCGGUCAGCUGCUGAGAGUGCACUGUUGUUUCUUGAGUCAUUGCUUGGUCAGGAGAACGUCUAUACAGUGGCCAUGUUUUUAGAGAUGGUGAUCCGUUUCCUCGCUGAAGGAGCUGCCAGCGGCCUGAACGUCAUCGCUGUUUACGUCACAGAGAUCCUCAGGGUCACAGGAUUCGAUGCUGCAGCGCUGCCCCGCGUGACUCCAGAGAGUGUGGCCGCCGUCGCCCAGUGGGGUCUGGUGGCCCUCAUUGGCUAUUGGUUGCUCACCAUCGUUCUCCGUCUGUUGAUUGGCGCGCUGAGGCAGGUGUUCUGGGUGGUGAAAACCGUCUUGGCGCUCUGGCUUUUUGGACUGAUUGUGACUGACAAGCAUGCCACUGCAGACAUCACAGCGGUUCGAGUGGGCGGCCUGGUGCUGGGAUGCGUCCUGUUGACUCUGCUCACUACUUCCUCCGAAAAGUCUUGUGCAGUGGAGCACCGACUGAGCUCUCUGGAGGGCCGGCUGAAGGCAGUGGAGAAGAGGAAAGGGGAAUAGUGACCAGAGGUGGUGGAGGGAGAGGAGUUUCAGAUGGACAAGGUGAUGAUAAUAAUGGUAAUGAUGGUUAAGAAAGCAUUGAUGGUUUCUAUAUGUGUGUCAAACUAUUAUGGGAAAUAAAGUAAUCUCUGGGAUUUUUAA